AUGGAUAUCCACUCGCCCCUGCCCUCUCAACCGUACAAUCCUUCCGAACACGGCUGGUCUGCGAAAGAUACACAGACUCCUCUCCCCUCCUCCCCAAGAGAAAUACUUGCUCUAGUACGAAAUCAUUUUUCUGAGAAAAGUGCGUAUGCAUCUACACCCUCGAAUUCCAUCUUUGUCCCGGGGGUAUGGAGAGCAGGGAAGAGUUCGAAGGUUAGUUUGUGGGAUGAUGAAGAGGAUGCGCGGGAGGAGGGGAGGAGGAUUGGUGGAGUGGAGAUUUUUGAGGUGGCUGGGGAGGGGUUGAGGGAGGGGGGGAGUGUGGUGUUUUGUUUGGAGGAGUUGUUGGGGAGGAGUAGUGCGUUGUGUUGGGUUACAAGGGGGAGGUAUGGGAGGGUGGGUUCUGGGAGGAAGGGGAAGGGGAAGGGGAGGAGAAAGGGAGGAGGAUGGGGAUGGGGGAAAGGAGGGAGGAGAGAGGGAGAGGGGUUGAGGGGGAAGGCGUAUUUGGUUGUGGGGGUUAUUCCUGGUACACACAAUCUUCCGCAUCCAUCUCCCAUUAUUCCCACACCAAAUACAACAAACGCAAACACAAACCAUGCAUUUCAUAUCCAGAAUAAGGAAGAAGAUUUUAUAAAUGAGGGAACAGCAAGAGCUUCCUCGUACUCUAGCAUCUCUACGCAUGGCCGAGAAAAUUCUGGUACUGUUGGAGAGUUUGAUUUUGAAUUCGGGCAGCAACGGAAACAAGACCAAGAACAAAUUCGAGAUACUCCCCUUUCUCAGAUACCAUAUCCAUCCUCCCAUAUCAAACAUCCAAGCCUCCGCGAAAGAAAAUAUAAUCCUGGGGUCUUCAAGUGGACUCUAGAGAAUCCCCACGCGAACGAUAUACAAGAAUUUGAGAUAGAAAGAGAUGUGAGGAGAUGUGCGCUGGGAAUGAAACGCGAUAGCGCGUUUAGAAGAAUGGAGAAGAUUUCGGAGGAUAUAGGGGAUGGGGGAUUUGUGGACGAGAGUGUGGGUGGGGGUGAAGUGGGAGUGGAGGAGGAGAUGAGGGGUAUAGAUGAUGAGCGCUCGAGAGAAUGGAGUUGGGGCGAUGGUGAGAAGGAAAGGGGAUACGAACAAGAGAAAAAUUCAAACCCAAAGAGAAGAAUUACAUCAACAGCGAAAAUCACGAGGAAAGGGACGUUUGGUGAGAAGUUCAGAGAGAAAUCAGCAGUUUUUCAAGAUGAGGAGAGGGUUUCUUUGCGGGACCAAUCAUUUACAUCGCGCGAUUUCGAUAGGAGUGAUAGUGAUAGUGAUGGAAGAGGGAGAGUGGAGAGAACUCGAUUUGUUGAUACAGGAACAUCGAUUUGUGAUCGCAUUUUUGGCGAAGAAGAUAGUUCGGAGGAUGGUUUGAGCGCGGGGGAUGUUCCUGCGGGUGCGGGUGCGGUGAGGAAGAGGGAGGUGGUUUGUGGGAUGUUGGAGACGAAAUGUGGAUGUGAUAAUUGUGCACGGGAAGAGGGUGGAGAUAGAAAAUCUAGGAGUUUGGGUAUGGGACUACCUGGGAAGAAGGUAAGGAGGGAAGAAAAUGAUUGUGAGUAUGAAAGCAGCAGUGGGAGGGAAAGAAAAGACGUAUCCCUUGGUUCGCGUAUGUCUUCUUUUGUCGGCGCGGUGGAUAAUGAUAAAGAUAGUGAGGAGCAAGAGGAUUUGCAGCAUGAGGAUACAGAUUUCGAUAUCGAAACCACUGAACGAGAAGAAGCCAUUCAUCCUCAAACCACCGCAAAAUCCACCACAAAAUCCAGGAUCCCGAUAGAAUAUCUCAAAUCUAGAAGACCGAUCCCCAGAAACACGAUAUCGAGAGAUGCUACUAGAGAUAAUUAG
Messenger RNA from Botrytis deweyae, 1848 nucleotides. RefSeq lists its product as uncharacterized. The transcript has 2 exons. NCBI's taxonomy places the organism in Eukaryota, Fungi, Ascomycota, Leotiomycetes, Helotiales, Sclerotiniaceae. Bases 1 to 1848 code for a protein of 615 amino acids. The record is from RefSeq and is a predicted model, not a curated record.